Messenger RNA from Trachemys scripta elegans, 1794 nucleotides. RefSeq names its product transmembrane protein 207 (gene TMEM207). The coding region runs from base 45 to 494 and encodes 149 amino acids. NCBI's taxonomy places the organism in Eukaryota, Metazoa, Chordata, Testudines, Emydidae. The transcript is spliced from 5 exons. The record is from RefSeq and is a predicted model, not a curated record.
UGAAGGUAUAAACCAGAGCCUUACAAGGGUUUCUGUUGUUAACAAUGCGGAGACCUAAAGCUCAGUGUCUCACCUGGCUGAUCUCAGAAAUUGGAGGCCUGUGUUUGACAUUAUUCCAGUUAGCAGAGUCCGAUCCGAAAUGUGAACCUGAUGAACUAUGUUUUAAUUACAAUGAGGAGAGCCUCAGUGCCUGGUAUGUCUGGUUGCUGAUUUUGUUCUUUCUGGCCAUGAUCCUGUCCUGUGGGAUUCUCUUCUGCUUGCAGUGCUGGCUGAAACGACGGAGCAGCUUCCCCUCCCGGCGCACGCUCGCCGUCUUUGCGCUCAGUGACUCCGAUUCUCUUGGUGUAAGCGAAGCUUCUCCCUAUGCCUUUUCCGGAGUGCACGCCCACUCUCCAAACUCAGCGCUGUGCCCUUCUCCCGUCCUGCACGUCGGCACCAGGGGGACGGGAUCGCCUCCUUCCUACGAGGAGAUUAUGAAGGCAGGCAAAUACUAGGGGCCUGAUUCAGACCUCCCCGUGUUACUCCAGCGUGAGAACAGAAGGAGCCAUGAGGCUGAAGAGGAGGCAGAGGAAAUAUUUUAUUUUUAAAUUAAAAGGGGAAACAAAAUGCAAAUCGAAUAAUGCCCACCUUGCCGCUAGACUCCAAAGGCCUACGCUGCAGAGAGUAAGUUUUCACCUUCCCCACAGGCUCCAGAUCUGGAUCUGAAUUUCAGGCUCCUCCAAAGUUUAGGUCUGUCUGUACCCAACAUUUUUGGUUCAACCUGAACAUUUAGCCUAUUAAAUACCCUAAUUCCGCCCAUGUGCUUACAGCUCACUGCCUCUAAGGAGCCAAGGCUAAGAAAUGACUGGGCAGCGGCUUCUCAAGUUGGAAAUAGGUGGGUUUGCUUCAGUCAUUUGGCACCAAGCCAGCCUGGCACCACGUAGCGUUAGAGUUACCCUGUUAUACUGUGCAGUGUGAUGUAAAUAUGCCCCAUGUAAGUGACAGACCGUUUGCCUCCCGUGAAAUGCGCAGAACGGUUUAAAAGAUACAGACAGUGCAAAAUGCCGCAGCUUGAAAGGCGGCAGGGGGAAAGCACGACCCAUGGACUGUUCAACCGGAACCACAUUAAAAUGUUGCGUUGGUUAUUUUCAGUUGACGUAAAUACUCUUGAUUUCCGUAUUAAUAUUGUGACUGUCUCCACGUCAGUAUCUGUCCGAACCAGAAAGGAAUGGCGCUCAGCACGGCAGCUCUGUGUGCCGGCCCAGCCCCAAAGGCCAGGAAGCUCUGAGACCACUGCCUGCUUUCCCAUUGCCACGUUCCAGGCCUGUUGACGUCCUAAACUCACCAGUGCUGAGAUCCAAGAUUCUGGUUUGGGCUUAGAAAUAACAAUAGUUUAUAAGUAAUCGAACACGGCGAACUCCAUAGGUGGUCUGUAUUUUAUUCUGCAUAAAGCUGUAUCGACUUAUUAUUAUUUACUUGGUUCUAAAUAUGUUGCUGCUUUUCAUUUCAUUGAAUGUCACCUUCUAGUCAUAUUACGGGAGAGGCUAACAAGCCAAGAGGGUCCAGUUUUUCAUUAUACACCCUCCUCUGAAUACCUUAUUCACAAGAUUCAGUAAUCCACGUUCAUUUCACCGAUUGUGACUCUUCUCUCCAACGUCCAGCAGAGGGCGAUACAGACUAUCAACAGUGAUUAAGGGGCUUUUUGGUUACAUCAAAAUUGAGCUUGCCACACAGAACAGGUUACGGUUGCUGUGUUAUUGCGGGGGUUUAAAAUUUGAUUUGUUUCACAUUUUGGUGCUUUUGUUAUUCAAAAAA